Molecule: messenger RNA, 4431 nt
Organism: Fonsecaea monophora
Lineage: Eukaryota; Fungi; Ascomycota; Eurotiomycetes; Chaetothyriales; Herpotrichiellaceae
Exons: 1
Coding region: 1-4431 (1476 amino acids)
Source: RefSeq, a predicted model, not a curated record
AUGGACAAAAAGGAUGAAACCGCGACGCUCAAGCCAAAGGCGACCAAUCCUCCAUCGCGGCCAGUGGCCAGGACUCCAGCUUCCCGAUUGUCUACCACGGGCAGACCGGCCGCUACCUCUACCUCUACUUCCUCCGCUACCAGGCCUGCCGUUGGAAGUUCAUUGAACAAGCCGCCGGCCAGACCGACCGCGACCAGUACGACCGCCCGAAAGACCCCUAGCACAGCCUCGACCUCGUCAAUUGUAACACACAAGAAAAGAGAAUCAGAGACGUCGGUGGACGAGAAGCCUUCUGGCGACGAGAAGAGCAAAGAUGGCAUAUCUGCAAGACCAAAGAGGAUGUCGUUGGCAGCCUCCACGACUUCUGAUCGAGGCCCUACCUCCAGGUCACUUGCUCCCACCCCUGCUCGACGCACAUCAACGCAGGCUGCAACUACAUCGGCACAACAGUCCAGCAGCAGUCCAAUUGCUGCUAGAAAGGUAGCUGCCACUCCGACCUCGACCCGCACCUCGUUGUCGACUCCGUCUACCGCACGCGCAAGACCUCUCACCUCCUCAAGAAGUGUCGGGACCGGUGCUCUUGCUGAUAAGAAGCGCCUGAGCACGAUUCCCGCCUCUCCCGCAGUCAAGGCUGGAAUAGAAGAGGCGGAAGAUAACAAGGAAAAUGCUACAUCGGCCCCAGACAACAACGCCACAAUCGGUAUCGCUCGUCCGCCAUUGGGGUCGAGGAAAUCUACGAGGUCGCUCUUGAUAGAGCAGCGGAUCAGAGAGUUUGAGCUCGUGAACAGCAUGUUGAGGGCAGCUAUGACGGCGGAUGGCGCCGAUGAACAAGAACAGCAGUCAAUGGAUGACGAGGCUGCAAGCAAAAUCGCAAAAUUGAAGUCGGACCUUGCCAAGGUUAGGGCGUUUGAACGUACUCACGGCCGAGUUCCAACGGCCGCAGAGUUGGAGGAGGUUCAAUCGGUGAUUGAAGAAACGCCCUCUGAGUCGGCGGUCGAAGUAGACAAACUUCAGCUGGAAGAGCCUGGCGCUCAACUACAGGACGAGAACAGCAGUCUGCAGGUCGCGGCUUUACAGGCCGAGCUAGCGGAACUGAAGGCCAAACUCGAAGACUUCAGCAAGACUGCGGAGGAAGAGAGCGUGCGUGUGCUAGGGGUCACCGACGCGAUGCAAAAGGAACACGCCGCCAAGAUUGAGCAACUUUCAUCGCUGCACGAGACUCAAAUCUCGGGAAUGGAGCGUGCACAUCAAGAAAAGCUGCAAGAGCUUUCUCAAGGGCACGAUACCAAAACCGAACAGCUCACUCUGGAACUGGCUCUUGCUCAGAAGGAGAUUGAUCAGUCCAAGUCGGAGCUAGAGGAACUUCGAAGUGCGGCUGCUGAACACACGUCGACGAGGGAUAGCAAUGCACAACUAGAAAAGGAGAUGGAGACCCGAAUUGCCACCCUCGAAGCCGAGUACCAAGCGCGGCUUGCCGAAAGCCAGGACAAGCUUGAGGAGGCACGUACAGAGAUCGCAAGCAAACAAAAAGACAUCGCUGGUCAACAGGAGGAACUAGCUAAAGUCGCCGGAGAAAUUUCCCGGCAAAACGAUGUCAUUCAAUCUUUGGAAAGUCAAGUGCUCGAAUUCCAACAAGCAAAAGACAACGAAAGCAACGCGCAAGCAGCGCUGGUGCGUGAGCUGGAGGACCAGAUCAAAGCUCUACAGCAAGAAAAGGCCGAUACGAAUGCCGCGGCCGCAUCAUCCCUUGCUGCCGCCGAGAAAGCCCAUGCAGCGGAAAUGGACACCAUCAAGCGACAAUUGAGCGACGCCCAAGAAGAAUUGAAGACAAUACAGGGUGCGCAAGACAGCGAAUUGCAAAAAGUGUUGAAGAAGGCUGAAGCUGACCUGGCCGCCAUCAACGACGAGCUUGAGACAAGUAGGGCUUCGCAUUCAAAUAGAGUUCAGGAUCUCGAAUCUGAAUUGCAAAAGGCCAGGGAAGAUGCGGAGGCGAAGAGAGCAGACCAUGAAGGGGCUCUCGCGGCGUUGCAACGUCAAGUAGACGCCGCGAAAACCGCCCUCGACGAGGUUACCGCGGAUCAUGAGAAGAUCUUGAAGGACCGCGAGUCCCAAGGCGAGUCUGCGCGAGAGGAAAUUGCUGCGGUGAAAUCUGCUCACGAGAAGGAACUUGAACUCGCUGUGUCCGCAUCGCAGACGAAACACGAGAAAGAAGUCGCGAAACUGAAAUCCGCUCACGCUGAGCAGAUUCAACAACUUGAGCAAAAGCUCCACGACUCGCAAAAGGAGGCAUCAACCCUCAAGCAAACCCAUUCAUCCCAGAUCAAGCAGCUGGAGGACCAGAUGAACACGUCUCUCAAGGAUUUGGAAACCAUUGAAGCUGGUCAUCUGCAGCAACUCGACCGUGUGAAGUCUGAGGCAUCGGAGUCUCAGCAGAAAGCUGUCGAAGAGGCCGAGAAGAUUCACAUUGAAAGAGUAAGGAAUCUCGAGCAACAACUCAAUACUGUGGAGGCCGAAUUGGCAGAGGCAAGAUCGAUCCAUUCGGAGCAGAUAGCAGAGAUGGAGCAGCAGAGAGCUAAUGAGCGGGAAGUGGCGCUGGACGCGUUGAAAGAGUCGCACGCCACUGCGGUCAAGGAUCUAGAGGACCAGCUCAAGUCCAUGCAAGAGUCCAUGGAAACAGUCCGAGCCGAGCACGCCAAACAGCUCAGUGAGUUGGAAGAGCAGAUCUCCGCCCGUCAUGCUGAGACAAUGGCCUCUCUCAAAGCGGAGCACGCACAGCAACUUCAGGAUAUGGAGAUCAAAGCGAAAUCUCAUCACGAGGAGGCGCUGGAUGAUUUGCGAUCGAGCCUCGCUGAAGAGAAGCGCCAGUUGGAGUCGCAGAUCAGAUCUCUCCAACAAGAACUCGAGGGUAACCGAUUCCAAACACAGAUGGUGAAAUCCAUUCUAGAAAAUACCGAAAAAGAGGCCAAGGAAAAGGAGGAGGAACUCAAUGAAGCUCUCGAGAAACUGCAAGCAGACAUGUCGACCUCGGUCCUCAAACUUGCACGAAUGAGUGAAAUUCAAAUGCAACACGAUCAAGUCUUGGAAACGAAGAAGGCCUUGGAGGCCAAAAUCGAGGAGGACAUGGAGGCCCUACGCGCAGAACAUGAAAAAGCCCUCGGCGAGCUAGAGAAGACGCUACGGGGACAACAUGAGCAAGACAUUGAGCGGAUUCGCGCAGAGCACACCAAGUCUAUUGAGUCGAGUCAAGCCGCGAAUUUGUCUCAGUUGGCAGAAGUCCAAAAACGGAUGAAGCAAGAACACGACGACCAAUUAGACGAGAUCAUGAAAACCUUGGAGAGUCAGUGGAAGAGCCAGGUUGACCAACUUGAGGAGCAAUGUGCGGCCGCUAGUGCCCGCCUUGCGGAAGCCGAGAAACAACACGAGGAAGCCUUGCGAAAGAUCAAGUCGGAGCACGAAGCCGCACUGACGCAACUGCAAGCGGAGCUACAGGGGGCGCGCAGUGCCGCGGAGUCGAGCCAGUCUUCAUCUGCGCAGCUGGACGAACUUCGAACUCAACUUGCAGAAGCACAAGAACAGGCCAGAGAAGUCGAGAAGAAGCACCACGAAGCCAUGGUUCUAGCACUCGAAGAACGCGAAACGGCUCUAGCAGCCAUGAAGCAAGAGCUUCUCAGUGCCCAGGAGGCAGCGGCGCAGCGACCUGAUCCAGCCCAGCUUGAGGCACUGAACGAGAAGUACCUGGAUGCUCAAAAGGAGCUUCAGGCGCUGCAAGAGAAGCACGACCUUGCGAUCCGCGAGGCCAAGGCGGAAUACGACACUCAACUCGAGAAAGUCCUUACUGAGCUGAAUGACGCCAAACUGGCGGACAAGGGAAGUUCGGAAUCCGAGGACGUCAACACUAUCAAAGCGAGUCUCGAUGAAGCAAAGAAGAUGAUCGCGUCCCUUGAGGCCGAGCUGGAAGGGGCAAUGCUUGAGAUCGACACCCAACGCAACCUUGCCGAAAGCGCCCAGAAGGAAGUGCAGCGAUUCAAGACUGAGGCCACUGUGCUUCAGAGCCCAAAGUCCGCCGGGAAGUCUGUGAAUCCCCUCUCACCUGCCUCUCCCAAACAAGGUCUGGAGUCUAGUCGAUGGGCUAGCCCUGCAGACGCAGCUUCUACAGACGCGGCAGCGAGCGCCAUGGCUAACGAGACCACACCUCUAGCAGGGCAAGAAGAAGUAUCAGCACUACCAUCAACAUCAAACGAGAAAAGCCGUAAUGUUGCAGGCCAACUGGCCGGCAUUCAGGAGCAAAUCAAGCAAUUGGACGAUCUGAGCGAGGACUUUCUCGAGGAGCAUCAGAAGAUGGCGGGGAUUUUGAGCCGUGUCGAUGACGAGACUCUGAGCGCGACGGCGACGACCGAUGUUGAAAAGGACGACGACGAGGAUUUAGAUUAG